AAUCGGGGGCCUCUCAUUCUAUUACAGAUUUGGGCAUGGGAGCGCAUCCCGAUGUGUAGACCGCAGGGCGUACUUCCACCCAAGUAUGAGAGAGAUGCACCUUAUGGGGCGAGGUGGGUUUGUUAUCAUCGUUGGACAGUGUCACCGUCUCAUACCAUUCGACCGUACAGGGACCAGUUAGACAGGCUACAGAAGAGAGAGUUCGUUUGGAUGCCAUACCUCGAUUUCCAGCAUUUGCAUCCUCACUGCACCACAGGGUUCGCAAUAUGGUGUGCACGUGUUCCGUUGAUAUACACCUAUAUGGUGGAGAUGUAUUACCCAGAUCGGUUCUGUCGCCAGUUUGGUGGACUUCAGGAUAUCCCUCAGGCAGUGGAUUAUGAUCGUGAGUUCCACGCCGUCAGGACAACCAUAUGGACCAUGGUUCCUAGGACGUCACAUUUUGUAGCAUAGUGGAAAGGCCGACAUCAGAGUAUUGUGGAUUUUGACUUUGAUCAUCACGGAUACACUGAUGCAUAUCGACAUUGGUAUUAUCGU
Molecule: messenger RNA, 534 nt
Organism: Cuscuta campestris
Lineage: Eukaryota; Viridiplantae; Streptophyta; Magnoliopsida; Solanales; Convolvulaceae
Source: the annotation of a GenBank genome assembly